CGGGCGCUCACUCCAACAUCCGCUCAACAGCUUCGACAUGAACGUGUCGCGUCCAUUGACGCCUCCCACACAGCAUGUAUAUCCUCAAGCCUUCAUGGCUACGCCAUAGUGGGGAGCAAAAGGACUUUGAAGUCUACAGCUGCCACAUCUCCCCCGAUGGCUCAAGGCUAGCUACCGCUGGUGGAGAUGGCCACGUCCGAAUCUGGUCGACCGAGGCCAUCCUCAACGCCGAUAAACCUGACUCCGGCAGACCACGACAGCUCUGUCACAUGAGCCACCAUUUAGGCACUAUCCACUCUGUCCGCUUCUCUCCGAACGGCCGUUACCUUGCGUCCGGCGCCGACGAUAGAGUGAUUUGCAUCUACCAGCUCGACAGCAACCCGCCUUCGCACGCCGCGACCUUCGGCACAAACGAGCCCCCGCCGGUCGAGAAUUGGAAGACCCAUAAGCGCCUCGUCGGUCAUGACAGCGAUGUCCAGGAUCUCGCCUGGUCAUACGAUAACUCCAUCCUCGUCUCUGUGGGCCUGGAUUCGAAGGUGGUGGUGUGGUCGGGACACACGUUUGAGAAGCUGAAGACGAUCGCUGUACACCAGAGCCACGUGAAGGGAAUCACGUUCGACCCGGCAAACAAGUUCUUCGCGACCGCGGGCGACGACCGACACAUCAAGAUCUUCCGCUUCACCCCGCCACCACCAAACGCGACUCAGCAUGACAUGGUUAACAACUUUGUCCUCGAGACGACGAUCAGCGCACCAUUCAAGAGCUCCCCGCUCACGACCUACUUCCGUAGGUGCAGCUGGUCACCAGACGGCAACCACAUCGCGGCCGCCAACGCGGUCAACGGGCCCGUGAGCAGCGUCGCCAUCAUCGAGCGCACGAGGUGGGACAGCGAGAUCAACCUGAUCGGCCACGAGGCCCCCACCGAAGUCUGCAUGUUCUCUCCCCGCCUGUUUCACACCCAGAAACCCGGCGAGAACGGAUCGGACAAGGGCAAUUCCAGCUUGGUAACUGUCAUCGCGUCCGCAGGGCAGGAUAAGACGCUGAGCAUCUGGAACACCAACACGUCGAGACCGGUCGUCAUCUUGCAGGACGUGGCGUCCAAGUCCAUUUCCGACCUCGCUUGGACCCCUGAUGGCCAGACCCUGUUCGCCUCGAGUCUGGACGGCACCAUCCUCGCCGUCAAGUUCGAGACGGGUGAGCUCGGCUGGGUGGCAACCUCGGAGGAGAACGACAAGGCGCUGCAGAAGUACGGUGGAUCGAGGAAGGGCAUGGGGACUGCCGAGGAUGUGGAUGGGCUACACCUCGAGAACCACAGCAAAGAAGGGGAGCUGCGCGGGGCCGAGUCUAGGAUGGGCGCUCUGAUGGGAGACUUCCAGACCGAGGAUGACAAAGGCAGACCGGUUUCGACCAACGGCACCAAGUCGUCAGCCAAGAACGGCGAGACAAACGGCGCCCCGGAGCAAAAACAGAAGGAAGAAGGAGGCCCCAAGGCGGCACCGGGGGAGGAGAGCGCAGAGAAAACGGCCGAACGGAUAGCGGAGCUGAAGUCCAGAGUACAGGUCACCAAGGACGGCAAGAAGAGGGUCGCUCCGUUACUGGUCUCCUCAUCCGCUACCGGUCUCUUAUCUCUGCCCCAGUCGCAGCUGGUCGGCGCCAAAUCGACCAAACCAGCACAAAGCGAUACACCACAAGCAAUUCUUGACCUUUCCAAACCGUUUCACGGCUUGCCCAAAGGCGGCAUCGCCGCGCUGCUCUUGGGAAACAAGCGGAAGGCCGUCGCACUGGAGGGAGAGGAAGAGGACGAGCCAGCGGCCAAGCGGCCAUCGAACGGCCCCGUACCGGUCCUGGUCGACACUCCCGAGGGGUUGGAGCCCCCUCCGCCGACUACCCCGGCCCAGGGUGUGGUGCCGACACCGGAAUUCCUCCGGCCGGCCGUCAUCAACCCCGCUAUUUCGGUUUCCCAGGUCAGGCUGGCCGUGCCCAAGGUGCGCUCGCACAUCGUCCGGCCGCUCCAGCGGGGCGUCCUUCAGGGCGAGUCCACCCUCGACGAGGCGUCCAGGGUCCCCGAGAACGUCAUCCUCGAGGCCAGGAACCCCGUCAAGCCCCGCGAGCCGUCUCACAUCACCGCCUCCAAACGCGGAGCACGGCUGUGGCAGGAUUUCCUUCCGCGAGCCAUCCUCCUCGUGACCGGAAGCAAACACUUCUGGGCGGCCGCCUGCGAGGACGGCUCCCUGCAUACCUGGACCCCUGCCGGCCGCAGGCUCCUCAACGGCAUCAUCCUCGAGUCCCAGCCCGUCAUUCUCGAGUCGCGAGAACACUGGCUCCUCUGCAUCACCUCGGUCGGCCUCUGCCACGUCCUCAACAUGAAGACCAUGUCCGCCCCGCACCCGCCCGUGUCGCUCGCCCCCAUCCUCGACAUCGCCGUCACCUCUCUCUCCCCGGACGGCGCCACCCCGGCGCCCGGUGUCACCUCGGCGCACCUCAACAGCACGGGCGCCAUCGUCGUUACCCUGAGCAACGGCGACGGCUUCUACUACUCCUCCACCUUGUACGCCUGGCAGCGGCUGUCCGAGUCGUGGUGGGCGCUGGGCAGCCAGUACUGGAACAGCAACGACUCGUCCAUCAGCGCGCUGUCGUCGACCGCCGUCGGGCCGGUCCCCACGACGACGACGACGACGACGACGAUGACCACCACCACCACUACUACUACCACCAACAGCACGACGGGGGCGCCCUCCGACAAGGGCGCGGCGGCCGACGAGGUCAACGUCUCGGCCGGCAUUAUCCCGUUCCUCGAGCGCCACACGACGACCGAGUUCCUGCUCAAGGGCCGCGCCUUCACCCUGCAGCGGCUCAUCAAGACGCUGCUGUCCAAGGACGGCUUCGAGGGCUUCGAGAGCACCGUCAGCGUCGCGCACCUCGAGAACCGCAUCGCGGGCGCCCUGGCGCUCGGCGCCCGCGAGGAGUUCCGCCUGUACCUGUUCAUGUACGCCAAGCGCAUCGGCGCCGAGGGCUUGCGAGGCAAGGUGGAGGAGCUGCUGAACUCCCUCGUCGGCGGGGUGUUGCAGGAGAAGGGGAGCGGCGGCGGCGGCGGCGGAGGGGAGGGGAAGGGGUGGUUCAGCCGGGAGGAGAAGCUGUGCGGGUGGGACAGGAGAGAGCUGCUGAAGGGGGUGGUUCUCAUCCUUGGCAAAUUCCGCGACCUCCAGCGCUUGACGGUGCAGUACGCCCGCAUCCUGGGAUUGACCGCCGGCUGGGAAGAAGAAGGUGGCGAAGGCGGCGAAGGCGGCGAGAACGAAGCCUCGGAGAGAAUGCAAGUGGAACAGUGACGCUGCCCUCCCGAAUUGAGACGGCCCAUUAUUCUUGUGGUCGGGCCCGGUCCCGGUCCCGGGGCCCCUUGGCCGACGGUGGGAGGGAGAUGAUUAACCCCCCACACGUGAGAGUCCUUUUCCACCGAAGUCCAAGACGGAGGUGCC
Thermothelomyces thermophilus ATCC 42464 is the source of this 3473-nucleotide messenger RNA. RefSeq lists its product as uncharacterized. Gene Ontology annotation, molecular function: protein binding; nucleosome binding. NCBI's taxonomy places the organism in Eukaryota, Fungi, Ascomycota, Sordariomycetes, Sordariales, Chaetomiaceae. The coding region runs from base 75 to 3326 and encodes 1083 amino acids. Gene Ontology annotation, cellular component: nucleus; HIR complex. The transcript has 5 exons. Gene Ontology annotation, biological process: DNA-templated transcription; regulation of DNA-templated transcription; chromatin remodeling. The record is from RefSeq and is a predicted model, not a curated record.